Molecule: messenger RNA, 306 nt
Organism: Pipistrellus nathusii (Nathusius's pipistrelle)
Lineage: Eukaryota; Metazoa; Chordata; Mammalia; Chiroptera; Vespertilionidae
Source: the annotation of a GenBank genome assembly
AUGGUGAAUGUCUAUGACUUUGGCCGCGUGAAGGUGAUCACGUCCCAGGCUAUGAGCGUCGGGAGCACAGCGGUGGGCACGCCCCGGGUGUCCUGCACGCGGUGCUCAGCGACGCUGCCCGCCAGCACCCGGGGCCCGGGCUCCCAGCCCCGUCUGCGGGAGCCAGCCCGGGAGGGGUCACGUCGGAUUGGCUGUUUCGGCGCCUGCAUCCCCAGCAGACGAAGACAGGUUAAUAUAUUUCCUCUCUCCCCGUGUCUCUGUCCCUCAGCCUUGUCAGACCUUCUGAAAUUACUGUUUCUGUUUUAA